AUAAAUACAGUUUAUAAUGAUGCAAUUUAAUAUUGUAAUUAAAUGUUGUAAUAAAGUUUUCUUCCGUAAGAUUUUUCUGAAACCCAUUUAGAUACCAACAAUAGCAUUGUGAUCUGGCCACGUAAUGACUAAUGUAACAGUAAUAUAACUAAUCGAUAUUUCAGAAAUAGUAUUACAUGAUAUUUUCUGGUACGAUUUCCUAAAAUUCAAUUAUAAUUGUGAUUUUAAAUGAUAAGUGAUAAUAUUGAAGAUAUUUUUUUGUAAAAACACGUGGUUCUCAUGAGUAGGUUUGUACAAGUUGAGCGCUCGUGGAGAAUAGACCUCUAUACAUACUUAUACUAAGUUUCGAUGUACGGUUUGGCGCGGUGUUCAAAAUUUUAUUAUUGUGAAUUGUUUAUACAUAUACAAACUGGUGUGUGCUAGUGCUGUUCAGUUGACGAUACAUAAUUCAAAUCAAUAUGUUUGAAAUAAUAAGAAAUAAUAUGAGCUGGAAACAGUGGUGGAUCAUCCUGACAGUGGUAUCAAAAUUGAUAUCAGGAUAUCGACAAGGGCCAUCACACAUCGUGUUCAUCAUGGUCGAUGAUAUGGGUUGGAAUGACGUAUCUUUCCACGGUUCAGAUCAGAUCCUGACGCCAAACAUUGAUGCCCUAGCGUAUCACAGUGUAAUAUUACAACAAUACUACAGUGAAGCUAUCUGCACCCCAGCCCGCACUGCACUUCUCACGGGGAAAUACCCCAUGCGGUUGGGAAUGCAUGGUCAGCCUCUAUUUAACUCUGAAGAUCGAGGCAUACCGUUGACUGAGCGUCUUCUGCCAUCGUACUUGAAGGACUUGGGCUACUCCACUCACCUAGUGGGAAAGUGGCACGUCGGGAUGUCCAAGCCGGAGUAUCUUCCGACCUCGCGAGGCUACGAUCAUCACUACGGCAUGCGAGGCGGUUACGUCGACUAUUACACUUACAACAAAGUCGAAACGUGGCCAAAUGGACGACUAAUGUUCGGUCUAGAUCUGUACGAUGAUGCAAUACCGCAAGAUUUCGAACAACGGUACAUUGUGGACGCACUCACCGAGAAAGCAGUUAAAAUAAUCCACCAUCACAACGCGUCGCAGCCUCUAUUCCUGCACGUGACGCACAACGCGCCGCACGCGGGCAACGCCGGGGGAGCGUUGCAGCCGCCGCUGUACUCCGCCGUCAAGCACCAGCACAUCGCCAACUCGGAUAGAAGACUUUAUGCUGAAAUUGUGACACACGUGGAUCGUAGUGUCGGCAAAAUAGUUCAAGCUCUCUCAAAUAGAGGAAUUCUUGACGAUACUAUUAUAGUGUUCGCUUCCGACAAUGGAGCGCCGACGGUCGGGGACUUAAGGAACUGGGGCGUCAACUUACCCUUCAGGGGAAAGAAAUAUACGCCUUGGGAGGGAGGAGUGAGGGUCCCGGCGUUUAUAUGGCAGUCUGCCCUCAGGCCGAGAGUUUGGCAAGGAUUGAUGCACAUUUCUGACUGGCUACCCACUUUAAUUACGGCAGCUGGAGGAAAAGUACCCACUGGUAUAGACGGAGUCAGUCAGUGGGAGUCCAUAGUACAAAGUUCGGCAUCUAAACGUAGUGAAGUUUUAAUAGCUAUAGAAGAUAGCAAUACUAAUUCAUGGGCAGCCUACAGAGCAGGGGAUUACAAAAUUGUGGUAGGAAACGUCACAGGAGUUAGUAACGGUUAUUACGGAUCAGAACUAUUGGCGAAUAAAAAAACUCCACCCGAAUAUUAUCCUUCUUUAUUAUCCUGUUCAGUGACGAAAGCUUUUGAAGAUGUUGGACUGUAUUUAGAUUUUAAUACUGUGAGAAGUACAAGGAAAGAGGCUACAAUUAAGCAAGAGGACACUGUAAGAGAUGCCACACCUUGUGUUCCUACUCCUACUCGAGGUUGUCUUUUCAACGUUCGUCGAGACCCUUCAGAGAGUCACGACCUUUGGAAUCGUGCGGGGAAAAUUGCUACGUUGCUUACCAGCCGACUCAGGGGUCUUUGGGCCACACAGCAACGACGAGGCACUCCCAGGCUCAAUGUAGCCGCCGAUCCUGCCAACUACAACUACGUGUGGACCCCAUGGCUCACACAAAAUAACGUCACCAAUCAAAUCAAUGCCAAUACCAAUGAUGGAAGAAUUAAUAACUUUAACCUGUCGUUCGACUUCAGCCAACAAAAGACUGGAAGCAAGAACACGACAGUUGCAGCCGUCAUCAACUGCGACGGGGAGUUGUUCGACAAUGUUUUGAAAGAUUUCGUUUUCCAAUACCUGGAGACACUUUUUAUGUGUCAGGAAUCUUUGAGAUGCCAUUUAAUGUUUAACGAUAUGUUUCGAGAUCGACUUCAAAGAGAUUUGCUGUAAGGUAUGAUUGUUCUUUACUGGUAAUUGCAUCGAUUUAUCUUCACUUAGUUACCUACUGUUACCAAAAUGUCAUCUAUGUAGACAAAGUCACUUCAUCAAUAUCAUUAAUAUUAAGUCUCUCUAAGCUUACGUUAAAAUACUAUAAGUGUAAGUAUUAGUAGAGCCAGUGUUGUGUAGUGAUUAUAAUUAUGUAUUUGUAUUUUAAUGUGACGUUUUAUUGUUGAUCUGUUAUUUAUUGUAGAUGAUAAAUAGGUAGAUUGAACUAGCUCACCAACCUUCUUACAGAACCAUAUUAGUCUACGAACACCUAUAACACAUACCAUAGACCGUAACGUAAAGCGUCGUGGAAGGUCCGUCCAUAAUAUUAUAGGAAAAUAUUUAUUAUGAAAUUCCGACGAUAUCCAUACUUUCUACAUUCUACCUUGCCAAAUUGCGUGUGAUUUAAGAGUUAUGACAUUCUUUUGUACACAAGUUACUUCUAGAAGAUCUAAGUUCCUCAACAGACAGUUCUUGUAUUAUGGGCGGUACGUUCUACAGACUUGAAGCUUGUGUACCCAAAGGCAGCCUUGGGUUUACUCCAACGGAUCGUGAUUUGGUACAAAACAUAAAACGUCCUUCUAAACGGUCAUGGUCCAAAUAAAUGCGUAUCACCAUGACUUAUUACCCUUUCGAUAUUAAAAAAAAGAUCAUUCGCUUUUUGUCAGUCAACACGUGCCCCCGUUUUUGUAAUGAAAAUUCGUUUUACCGAUUUUGAUUAAAUCACGAUCCGAUUAAUCAAUGUGAAAUACGAGUAACUACGAUCGAUUUCACUAAGCGUACCUAAUGAAGUAGUUUGUUUGUGAAAAUCCGAUAAAUGUUCUGUAUUAGUAUUAAAUAUAGGUACCUAUGUUGUUUUUAAACUUAUAAAGUAAUUUUUUGUGAUAUUUAGCAUUAAGGGCCCAUUAAAUAGUUAAUUCAUUAAACUUUAAAAACCAAGG
Molecule: messenger RNA, 3352 nt
Organism: Helicoverpa armigera (cotton bollworm)
Lineage: Eukaryota; Metazoa; Arthropoda; Insecta; Lepidoptera; Noctuidae
Product: arylsulfatase B
Exons: 10
Coding region: 459-2375 (638 amino acids)
Source: RefSeq, a predicted model, not a curated record